CCGAAUACGCGGGUACCCGCUCGCCAUGACGCUGCUGUGAACAUCAAUCUUCUAUUGUGUGCUCUGAGUUUUUCUUCGCGAUGAAUUCUGCAUCACGCAAUGGCAGAGCUAUGCGCUCUACUCUCGCUUGUUUGCCCUGUCGCUCGCGUCACCUCAAGUGCGACGGGGAGCGACCGUGCUGUGCCCGCUGCGCUGAGUUUGGGAAACAGUGCGGCUACACUGAGUCACGUCGAGGUGGCCUGAAUCGCGCAGCUUUGGCAGAGCGGCGCAAACGACUUGCCGCAACGAAAACUCCGGGAGCUGAUGCAUUGAGCCCGCAAAGACGCCCGAUCAUUCCACACGGGCCAGAAGUGAUACCUCAAUUCCUUCCAGAGGCAUCUAGUGGCUACGAUCUGCUCAACGAGACUAGCAUUGGCCGGGGCAGGCUUGAUAUGAACUCUCCAGCGGUGACCCAGAUUGACGUUGGCGAUAUCGAGAAAGAUUCCUUGAUCGACGCCUAUUAUGAGAGCUUCCACAGGCUCCAUCCGUUCCUUCCACCUCAACGGCACUUCACCCGACUCUGCGAGGAUUUGAGGCAACAGAUCAACUUCACACCACUCAUUGCUGUCAUGCGUUUAAUUGGACAUAUCUACAAAUCGCACGAAUGGUCAAUAACGCUCAAGGAUUAUGUUGAAAAAUGCUUUUCUCAAACUAGAGCGUCUGAUCCAAUCAUGGUUCAAUGCCGACUUUUAUAUUCGAUGGCUUUAUUCUGGUACGACUAUAAAGCUGAUGCGAAAGCGGAAAUCGACCAGGCAACCCGUUCCGCCACCGAAAUGCAGAUGUAUUUGCGAAGUUUUUCGGCGACACAUGGGGCCGACGAUCCAGUCUUUCAAGAAUGUUGGAGAAGAACAUGGUGGAUGCUCUACCUUGUGGACGGAUACUUCAGCGGAACCCUCGGAACCAUGAACUUCACAGUUGCGAGCAUUGACGCUACGGUAGACUUGCCAUGCGAGGAGUCAGAAUAUGAAUCGGGAAACAUACCCGUACCAAAAACGCUUCAAGAAUUUGACUGUCGCGAAUUUACCCAGGAGAUUAAUUUUUCAUCCUUUGCCUAUCUCACUGGCGCUGUGCGCUGCGCGGCAGCGGCGAUAUGCGCAGCGCCUAAAAUUGCAAAAAGGGAAGACUCAAUGCAUAUUAUUCAGACUGCAGACUCUUGUCUUGAUGGCUGGCGGCUUUUGCUACCAAAGAAUCAUAAGCAAGUCAUGAGCAAAACAGGAGAAGUUGAUGAACUUAUGUUUCAAGCACACAUGAUCAUCCAUGUUGCCACGAUUGGAUUGCACCGGCCGUUCUCCGAUCUUAAAUUUAACAUUGCGGAGGACAUUUCAAGCUGCGCUCGAGAACCACCUUUGGAUACACCUACACCCGAGCUCGUCAACAUGCACACAGUACGAGUCUUGCGGUCUGUGGAAGCACAAAUCCGCCUUUUGGCACUACCAAUCCGGAUAUUCCACCACACCCCUUUUACGACUUGCAUGGUCAGCGAAGGAACCCUGGCACUUCUCUCUGCCUGCAACUUUUUGUUCAAGGGUAGAGACUUGGCCACCGCAAGAGAUCAGAUUCGCAUGACUAUCGGUUGUUUGACAACAUUGGGUGAUAUUUGGCCGCGGACAGCUAGGAACGUACGAGAAAUACAGGCCAUCGCACAGCAUGUGUUAGGAAUGCGGUCUAGUGCUACAAGUAAAAGCAGCACUCCCAGCCUGGAUGCGGUUCCACUCACCUAUGGAGAUCUGAAUCAGAGAAGUCAUAGCUCAGACGGUGACUUUCAGAGCAACGAUACCGAGAUUUUUCCUUCUGUUCAUUCUAUUGAGGAUCUUUGUGGCUGGUAUAAUUUUGGGGAUCUGGCUGAACUUGAGCAUCCUGAAUAUUCCGAGGGGAAGGAUUGGUGAAUAACGAAAGGCUCGUGAUACUCUUGCUGCAUAAAUCUCGAUUUUUUCAUAGCUCUGAACGAGUGUUGUAGCCAUUUAAUGUGCACUACCUCCCUAGUGAUGUUGUGUUUAUCUAGCUGCUUGAAGGGAACCUUAUCUUUCUGUUUCCGAGUCCUGAGGUGAUGGGGAGGCGACGGCCAUACAGCUAAGCCUUUACUGCCUUAGCAAAGGUUAUGGUUUUAUCGCUAACUUCGUGACGGAUCUAUUACCUGUCACCUCGGACCCUUGCUGAUUCUCUCGGUCGAGCCGUCAAAGUUUUCGUCAACUUAGCUAGGUGCAUCUCGACUGAGAAAGCCUAC
Messenger RNA from Penicillium brasilianum, 2263 nucleotides. NCBI's taxonomy places the organism in Eukaryota, Fungi, Ascomycota, Eurotiomycetes, Eurotiales, Aspergillaceae. The record is from the annotation of a GenBank genome assembly.